UGACAGUAGCUACUGUCAAUGUGACAAACUUAUCGUACCAGCCCAAUCAGCUGGAAAAGGUGUUUAGUAAAUAAAAGAAUUGGUUUGAAUAAUUAAUAAUUUAAACAUCAUGUCUUUAAUGCAAAAUUUGUCGUACAAAGACUAUCAAAAUGCUUUAGAAUUUAGUAUGCAUCAAUGCGAAAUAAUUGCUAAACUAGCAAAUUUUAAAAUAUCUUUUACCAAUGACAAAAAGCCUGGCGAAACGUUAAUCAGAUCGUUAGACCGGUGGGGCGUGUCAGCUAAUAAAUAUAAACAAUUUGUAACUGCUUCUCUAAAUGUGAAAACAAUAUCUACAUACUACAAACCACAGUCUAAAGUGGCGAUCUUAGUGGCUAAUGAUCAAUACGAAUAUAUGUCUAAAUUAGCCACUCCGUCUAUAGACUGUGACUCUUUAGCCACUCACUUGAAGACAAUUGGUUUUAUUGUUAUUAAAAUAAAGAACACCAUUAGCAAGAAUUUGAAGUCAAUUCUUUUAGAUAUAUUUGAUUUGUUGGAAGAAAAUUCUUACUGCUUCUUUUUCUAUGCAGGGCAUGGUUGCCAGUUAUGCAACACAAAAUGUAUGUUAGGCAUAGACUGUCCCACGGAAAACCUGCAAUUGGAACAAUGUGUUACAGAAAACUUUGUACUUAAAGGCAUGGAGAAGUUUAAGCCAGAUCUCUGCAUUAUCACCAUGGAUAUGUGUAGAGUAUAUUUAGAUAGGGAAUCCAACCCAUCCAUAUACUCAUCAAUACACACAGUAGAAGACUAUGCUUUCCACAAAAACGUCUUAAUUACGUACUCGACGCAGUCUUCGCAAGCUGCCUACGAAGUACUCCAAAUAGAAUGUUCAACAAGCAUUGAUAAUGACGUCACAUAUGAACUGAAGACUAAGGACAUGGAUAGAAUCGUGCCGAAUGCCAGUCAGUAUGUAAAUGCGUUGUGUACGAGACUGGGCGAAGAUUUGGAUGUCAGCAGUUUGUUUGAUAAAGUGCAUGAAGAUGUUGAACAGUCCUUCAAGAAACAAAGGCCUAUUAAAAUACAAUGUGGCGUUGAGAAGAGAUCACUCUAUGAUCCUUGUACAGGCGACACUGAAACUUUAUUGAAUAAAUUGCAAGAGGCAACACAGGAUUACAAAGACAACUGUGUAGUAUUUUAAAUAUAGCAUUUACCUUAUUACGCA
Trichoplusia ni (cabbage looper) is the source of this 1198-nucleotide messenger RNA. RefSeq lists its product as uncharacterized. The coding region runs from base 110 to 1174 and encodes 354 amino acids. NCBI's taxonomy places the organism in Eukaryota, Metazoa, Arthropoda, Insecta, Lepidoptera, Noctuidae. The record is from RefSeq and is a predicted model, not a curated record. Gene Ontology annotation, molecular function: cysteine-type endopeptidase activity. Gene Ontology annotation, biological process: proteolysis. The transcript has 6 exons.